AUGCCAGCCGAAAACGUCGAACAAGCUGAACAACAAACUGUUGAUGAAACCAUUGAUAAUCCAGAAGUCAUCAAAAAGUACAAGCUUGGUGCUGAAAUUGUUAAUGAGGCCAUCAAACACAUUCAAACCUUGUUGAAGCCUGGAGCUAAAGUCAUUGAAUUGUGUGCUGCUGGUGAUGCUUUUAUGGAAGAUAAGAUUAAACACGCUUUCAAAAAGUCAAAAGGAUUGAAGAAGGGUAUUGCUUUCCCAACUUGCAUCAACGUUAAUGAAAUUGUUUGCCACCUUUCACCACUUGAAAAUACACCAGAAGCUAAUCUCACAUUGAACGAAGGAGAUGUUCUUCGAGUUGAUUUGGGUGUUCAAAUUGACGGAUACAUUUCAUUGGGUGCACAAACCUAUGUUUUGACAAGUAAUGUUGUUACAGGAAGAGAGGCUGAUUCUCUUGCUGCUGUUCACCAAGGAAUGGAAGUUGCUCAACGUAUGAUGAAACCAGGAAAGACAAACAUUGAACUCAUGAAAGCUCUUCAAAAGGUCGCAGAAACCUUUGGUGUGAAAUGGGUCAAUGGAGUUUUGUCACAUGAAAUGAAGAGAGACGUAAUUGAUGGAAAGAAUGUUAUUUUACCACACUUUGAUGUAGACCAAACUGUCGAAGAAUUCAAAUUUGAAGCAAAUCAAGUUUAUUGUUUGGACUUGGUGGCCACAACUGGUGAGGAAGGCAAAUUACGUGAAGGUACUGCAAGAGCUACAAUCUACAAGAGAGAACCAUCAGUACUUGUUGAUUUGAAGGUUCAUGCUUCAAGAAAGAUUUACGAAGAAAUCAAGGAAAAGUUCGGAGCUGUUCCAUUCUCUGUUAAACAUUUAGAUCCAAAGAUGGGAAGAAUGGGUAUCUUGGAGUUGUUGAACUACAGAAUGAUUGAUCCAUAUCCAGUUUUGUGUGCCAAGAAGGGGGAGUUUGUUGCUCAACUUAAAUCCACUGUUCUUAUUACUAAGAAGCAAGUCCAAAAGGUGACUGGUUUGCCACUUCAAGCCUUCCAAUCUGAUAAGAGCAUUCAAGAUGAGAAUCUUCUUGCCAUCCUCAAGUCUGGUUUGAAAGUUGUUGCUCAAAAGGAAGAAAAUAAGAUGGACGAAACUGAUUAA
This is a messenger RNA of Naegleria fowleri, 1137 nucleotides long. RefSeq lists its product as uncharacterized. The coding region runs from base 1 to 1137 and encodes 378 amino acids. The transcript is spliced from 2 exons. Lineage: Eukaryota; Heterolobosea; Eutetramitea; Acrasida; Naegleriidae. The record is from RefSeq and is a predicted model, not a curated record.